Coccinella septempunctata (seven-spotted ladybird) is the source of this 6142-nucleotide messenger RNA. It is a transcript of the gene IntS1, whose product is annotated as integrator complex subunit 1. Gene Ontology annotation, biological process: U2 snRNA 3'-end processing. The coding region runs from base 172 to 6060 and encodes 1962 amino acids. Lineage: Eukaryota; Metazoa; Arthropoda; Insecta; Coleoptera; Coccinellidae. Gene Ontology annotation, cellular component: integrator complex. The transcript has 18 exons. The record is from RefSeq and is a predicted model, not a curated record.
GUUUGCAUAACCACAAAGUUUAGAAAUUAGUAAAUAUUUGGUAAACAGUAAAAGAAAUUAUAGUCAUUAUUUCAUUUUACUGGCAACGUUGACGAAAUGAAAACGGUAGUGUCUUCAAAAGAUACAGAGUGUGAAAUUUGAGUAUUCAGGGAAGGAUAAGUUGCAAUUGAAAUGGAUCGAAGUAAACCAAUAACAGGGACCAGAGGUCCUAAAGCAAAAAUCACUCAACAACCACCAGAUAUGUUUAUUGCUCUGGGAGCUAAGCAAUCCUCUUCAUCAAGAGACGAUUCUAAAAGAUCUGCUCCUUUGUCUAAACCUUCAACCUCACAUAUGCCAUCGACUUCUGGUGAAAAAUUGAAACGAGAAGCAUCUUCCUCAAGCUUGUCUAAUGUCCCUGCUAAAAAAAUGAAAGUCGCUUUACCAGGGGCUAGGUCAACUUCAGUUCCAACACUGCUCUCAAAUGAACGAACCCAAGUCGGCAUAGAACCAUGGGAAAAUUUAGCAUUAGAAUGUGAAUCAUCAGAUCUUUUUGAAAAUGUAAUGAGUAGUUUGAAUGUUGGAAAUGCCGACAAAGCUAUUGGAUUCAUCUUAGGAGCUAUAAGGUCUAUUAAAAAUCAACGUUUCAAAUUAUGCAAAAUAACUUAUAGUAGCUUAUUACUGACAUGUGGAUGUAAACCUGCAACCUUCACAAAUGAACAUAUUUUAGCAGCUAUUAUAAGUGUAAUAAGAAGAGAUGUGAAUGGGGGAUAUAAAGCUUCCAAACAGAGUAACUCCUACAUUCACAUAUUGCUGAUAAAUUUAUUGGCACAUGCUUAUUCUGACAUAGGCCAUUGGCCAGAAAGUUUUGUCAGGAUUUUCGUAGAAGACGCACUAGGAGACAGAAUAUGGAUUGACAACCCUUACUGUAAACCGUUUGUUGAUAAUAUUAUCACAGCUUUCAGCACAAAAUUGCCACCUAAAUCUCUUUUACUUUGUGAAAAUUGGAAUUCGGUUGUUAGGGAUACUUCAAGUCCUCUUACUAUAAACAGUAUUGAUGAUGAAGAAGCAUUUGGUGAACACAAAGUUAUAGUGGACGGUUGGAACACAAAAAUUUAUCCAAGAUACAGUCAGAAUCAAGAAAUUGUUGAACACAUUGUCCUAGAAGCAAUAAAAGAACAGCUGAAUAGGAGACAACAGCCUGAAGCAAUUAGCAAAAAUUUUAUUAGAUUUCUUAGUAUUGCCUGUGGUCUUGUUGAAAUAAGAGUAAUAGCUGUAUCGAGAAUCGAAACAUGGCUACACAAUCACAAGCUGAUGAAAUCAGCCCAAGAACUUCUAGCAUAUUUAUGUUACAACUGUUGUGCGAGUACCCAACGUGACUUAGAAGUUAUUGCCCAACUAAGUAAAUUACGCUUGAAGAGCAAACCUAUGGUUAUUUUUUUCAAUAACUGCUUAAGAGAAAUGGUUUAUUCAUCACCGGCCAAUUUGUAUCCUCUGCUCAAGUAUACGAUUUACAAUGAACUUUCAAAUGCGAGGAAUAGCAACAAUCUUGUUGUUGUUGGGGCAUUAUUUCAGGUUGCUCCCGAGGCCAGUGCUGAUGCAUUUGCAGAUAUCUGUUUGGAACUAUUAUUGAAUAAAGACGAUUAUUUGCGUUCUUUGAGAGCGUUAUUGAAAGAAAUAAAUAGAGUACUCAGACAUGAUUUCAAUCUUUACAAUGUUGUUCACUCUUUGCUCAAAGAAAGGAGAGACUAUACAGCACAAAUUAAAGACUCGGAAUUCAAAGAUCGUAUCUUUCUGUCACUCGGAGAUUUGGCGGCUAUGUGCAUGCUUUUGUGCGUAAGUCCGACUGUUAGAGAUGCUGUGACUCAAGCUAAAAGAGAUACGAAUGUAUUGAAAGCGUUUCAGGCACAAGUUAGUAAAAUUCAAAAAGAGGCAGUUUCUUGGCUUCAAGACACGGCGGUGAGGCUGUUUAGGCCUAGCGCAAAUGAUUAUCAUCACGUAUUAUUGAAGGUUCUUUUCUUGGAACAGGCGGAACAUUACUACAAAGUGGAUUCUUGGCCUGGCGAAAAUGAGCGUAAUUUAUUUUUGAGACUGGCAAGUGAAGUCCCCCUCCUCGAGGGCACUCUGUUAAGGAUUCUAUUGAUCGGAAUAUCUAAAGAAAAUGUAGUACACCCAACGGAGGCACUGGAUAUAGCCGAGCAACUAAUCAAGCGCGCUGCAAAUCUCCCUUCCGAUCUCGAUCCCCCCUUAAGCAUUAAUAAGUUGGAGAUAUUCGAUAUUUUCUUCAACUUGUGCAGUUACAACUACCCAGAGAACAUUGUUUUGCCACCCGGAUAUGUUCCUCCAAGUUUGGCGAUUUCCGUGCUGUACUGGAAGGUUUGGCUGAUUCUUCUGACUUUGGCCGCUCACAAUCCUACCACCAUUGGCAACGUAGCGUGGACAAAGUAUGCAACUCUCAGAAUGUUGAUGGAAAUGUGUAUUACCAAUUACUUCUCUUUUCCCCCUCCUACGAUGGUGGUAUCUGAGGAAGACUUUCAAAAUAGGGAACAGCAGAUUUUGACCCUGGAAAAACAGAAAAUUCUAGAAUUCGAAACACAUCUAGCCGCGGCCAGUACCAAGGUCGAAAUAACGGAGCAAAACAGUCUGUUGCUACCUCAGUUGAUGGAACUGAGACCUGAAGGAGAGGUUAGAAGACCUGCGACUCAGGUGUUGGAGCAGCUUCAAAAUCUGAACAACAGCCAUCGAUUAGGACAUCUGCUGUGCAGAUCGAGAAAUCCGGACUUUUUACUGGAUAUAAUGUCGAGACAAGGGGGUACGGCACAUAUGCCUUGGUUGGCUGAAUUGGUACAUAGUUCGGAAGGUGCUAUGGCUCAUCUUCCAGUACAGUGUCUUUGUGAGUAUCUUUUGUCCACUGCGCCUGCAGAAAAACUAACCAAACAAGGGCAACUGUUGGCACACCUGAGGACUGUGGUGAACAGUAACGACCCCCAGAUGGCCUGUGAGGUUUUGGAAUACCUCUUCCGGCGUUUAACUUCAGAUCAUGGAGCUAGCAGAACUCAGGCAACCAAAGGUUUGAUUUUAAUCCUAUCUCCAACUGAAGACUCUGAAGUGAAUACAAACAACACUACUUGGCUCACUCAAUACAUUUAUCAGUUUCCCCACUUCCUCAUCAUAAAACCUGUAUUGAUUCAAUUCCUACGACAGGCAUUGCAAUGUGAGACCAAUCCGGCUCGCGUAUCAAGUUACAUAAACUUCUUAUCUACGCAGGAUUGCAUAGAACCGUUCUCAGAACUGAGCGAUUUAGUUGCUGACCUAUCUUCUGUGAUCAUCGAAAGACACAGCGUGGCCUCCUAUGUCUUGUCCGGGGACAGUAACCCAACGAUCAAAAAUUUAAUCUCGAUAUUCUACCUCCACAUCAGAAAAUCUGUGGAGUAUCGGGAAGAAACGUUCAACGUUUUACAAAACUUCACCACUAACGAGUAUGUAUUGGUAACUUGGCCCACCGGCGAACAGUGUGCUAUGCUUAUUUUAGUUAUUCAUGCCGCUAUAGUUCUUUUAACUUACGGACCUAUCGAGGAUUUCGAAGCUUUCGAUUUAUUGCUCAAUAUGUGGUUCCCUAAAGAGGCGGAACAUCCCAAAGCCUUCCACCCGGAGACAACAGAAAAUACAUCGUAUUUACCGGAUUGGAUUAAACUGAGAAUGAUCCGGUCUAAUGUUUCACAUUUAGUCGAUGCGGCCAUUGAAAAAUUAGAACCGCAAAAAUUGAUCCUAUUCAUUCAAUCCUUCGGUAUACCAACUAAUUCUAUGAGCAAACUCUUGUGCACAUUGGAUAAGACUACAUUGCAGAAUCCUAAAUUGGUCGUGGAUUCUGUCUUGGAUAAGGCAUACAUGAUUCAGCUGGUAGAAGUCCAGAAUAAAAGAGGCGCAGUGGGCGGAGACACGUUCGUUAAAGCCAUAGAGAUGGCUAUGCCUCCUGUACAAGACGCAGAUGUUGAUUUAAAUCUGGAAACCAAGAAACAGCUACCUAUCGUUACUAGGAGACCAUCUACUCAAUUGAGUGGAAAUGCAGUUGUCAAUUUAUGUGUCAGUAUAUUUGAUCCAAGAUUCUCAGGAGAUAAAAACAAGAUUAUCUCUCAAGUUAUAAAGGCUAUUUCCCAAAGUGAGACGUCUUCAAUUAUUUGUUUCAACUACGUUAAAUCCUUAUCACCACAUUUCAUUCUACCGGUAGCUAUUGAUUUGAAUUCACUUUCCAUAUUGUUCAAAAUUUUAUUGAAGAAUAAUUCGAAUCAACCAGGAAUAUACGAGUUCGCCUCAACUCUUCUGAAUUGUAUCCCGAAAAAAAAUUCCUCCAUAGGUGUUGUACUCACUCAAUUUCUGAAAAUGUCCCUGAAUCUGGAGAUAAAAGAGGAAAAGACUGAGGUAUCUCCCAGAGAGCGUUCCAUUGAGCAGUUGUUCAAUGAGGAUAUACCAGAAAAUGAUGAGGCAUUAACAGAAUGGUUCUCUUCUUUGGAAAUUGAAAACAGCAGUUUAGAUGAUAGAAAAUUACAGAUGAAAAUCCUAUUCUCACGAAGAAACAUUUCUUUCCGGCCAUUUUUCAUGUCCCUUAUUCUCCAAAGAGCAAGCUGGCAAAACCUGAAUAAUAUUAUGCAACACAUAUUCGAAGAAGAUGUUUCAAAACUGUGUCCCAUUUCGGCUCUGGAUUAUUUGACUGCUCUCAGUCAAAGUCCCAAACUGUGGCAAGGAAGGGAUAAGGCUUUUUCGAAGCAUGACCAAUUCGACGAUGUCUUACAAUUAGAUUAUAACCAGCUAUCAAUCGUGGUUAAAUUCAUUCUGGAAGAAGCUAAAUUGGGAAAAGAGGGUGACUGGAAGAAAAAAAUGGAAUUCAGACUUCAGCUUUUGCUGAAGUGCAUCGGACCGCAUUCUUCUAAAAUUGUCAAGACUCUCAUAGAAUGUGACGAUGAAUAUUCACAAGAACUGAUGUUGUUGAUUUACAUGUCCCUUCCCGCUUCAGGUCAAGGUUUGGUGAAUGAUAAAUCGAAUAUAUCGAAUGAGGCGUAUUCACGAAAUUGCCCAAGUGCUGUUGAUAGACUGUCUCAUACGCUAUUGAGUGCUCUUACUUCGACACCUCGUAUUAAGGACUGGAACAGAAAGAGCAUGGAUUUGAAUGUUUGUGCUAGAAAACUGGCUUCCACCCAUCCGAUAUUGAUACUCAGGCAACUACCAAUGUUGGCAGGUAGUUUGAAAGGAAGGGCUCAAUAUGAUUGGAAUGUCAUGAAAAAUAGAGGACACAUGAAUCUUUUCAGACAAAUAUUUGGAUUGAUGGAAUUGCUCCAACCCACGAUAUUUGAACAGACGGAAACCUUGAGAGACCUUCUGGACUCAUAUUUCCUCCUGCUACAAUACCAUGGUCAUUCUAAGGAUUUGUAUGGCCUGGUUCAUCGUUUGGUAGUUUUUAUACAGAACUGGAUGUUGAAGGAUAUAAAGGUUGCAUCGAAAUAUCUCCAAGAUAGGGGAGCAAUCAUCAACGAUAUCCAAUUUGUCCAACCAGCAAUCAGACCGCUUCUGUCAAAUGUCUCACUACCAACGUCACAGCAAAACACUUCAACUGAAGUAUUGGUAGGAACAGUUACACCAAGGGUAAUAGAGCCGCUCCCACAGAAUUGGUCGAUUCUUUUAGCGGCACUACAAGAAUCUGAAAACAUUUCUGCUUUACACGAACUUGAGCAUCUGGCUACUAAACGUCCCGAACUGCUGAAACAAGUUUCUCAUAUUCUCUACAAUUAUCUGAAAUCGCCAAAUGGCGCUAUCAGAUCCUUAGCCAUUACUCUGAUUCUCAAAUGGUUAAGAUUCAAUCCUAAAGCAUCCGAAGAAGCACUCUCGUUUAUUCUAACAAGUUUGGACAGCAAUAAUGGGGAUAUUGUGUCGAGCAUUCUGGAUAGAUUACCUGAAAUCGUAUGCGUUAUGCAAGAAUUCGCGAAGAUCAUCUUAACUAGAGUGUUCAAACUCGGAAUGAAAUCUACAAUUAAUACAACGACCACUAUUCAAGACAGUAUUAAUAUGUUAUGUUUGCAGUCGGGAUGUUAAACUUCUAAAAGUGAGUUAAAUAUUGUAAGAUAAGAUUAAAACUUUGUUCCGAAUUUUUGUUGAAUAUAUCAGGUUUAAAUUA